AUUCACGACAGUCUAGUCCCCUCCCCUCCCCACUCCUCCACCCCCUUCUUCCUCCGCCGGCCGCUCCGCCGAAUCCAACCCAGAUCCUGUUGAUUUUCCCUGAAUUGAUCCGCUCGAAUCCUACCAAGCCGGUGUUGAGAAGCAGUUCUCGUGCCCUUUGGUGAGCGGCAAUGGCGGCGGCAGGGAGACUGCGGGGCAGGCGGCGGGCACAAAAGGAGGUGGAGCGCGAGCCCGAGCCGUUCACCAUCGAGGAGGAGGUGUCCCACCUCACCCGGGUCCGGUCGGAGCCGUGCCCCGGCACCCGCGCCGCCAUCCAUGGCGCCAAGCGGAAGAGGGACGUCUCGGCCUUCGAGAUGCUGUCGUCGAGGGAGUCCGGCCGCUCGGGAGGCGGCGGGUUCUGUUCGGCCGACCGCGCCUACGCCGCCGGGAAGCACCUCCCGUCGGAAGGACCCUGGUGCGUGGAAGACAUGGAUAGCGAGGCCUAUGUCUCGCAGUUCUCCAGCGACGGCUCGAUGCUCGUUGCCGGGUUUCGGGGAAGCCGCAUCAGAAUUUACGAUGUCGAUAAAGGGUGGAAGGUUCAUAAGAACAUAAGCUGCAGAAGUAUGAGGUGGACGGUUUCAGAUAUUGCGCUCUCCCCUGACCAGCGAUAUCUUGCCUAUUCCAGUUUGUCGCCUAUUGUUCACAUUGUUAAUGUGCAGAAUGCUGGAAGGGAAUCGGAUGCUAAUGUUACUGAAAUUCACGAUGGUUUGGAAUUCUGUGAUGACGAUGAAUACUCUUUCGGGAUAUUCUCUGUGAAAUUUUCGAAAGAUGGUAGAGAAGUAGUUGUUGGGAACAAUGAUUGUUCAAUAUAUGUCUAUGAUCUUGGAGCAAAUAAAGUGUCAGACCGUAUCCGUGCUCAUACGUCUGAUGUCAACACGGUCACCUUUGCUGAUGAAAGUGGGAAUUUGUUGUACUCUGGAAGUGAUGAUAAUCUCUGUAAGGUCUGGGAUAGGCGUUGCCUUGUAAGAGAGAAACCAGCUGGUGUUUUGACAGGGCACUUAGAUGGGAUUACAUGUAUUGAUAGCCGUGGUGAUGGGCGUUAUCUAAUCUCCAACUGCAAGGAUCAGACUAUCAAACUUUGGGAUGUCAGAAGGAUGUCCGCCACCGUAAAAGGGCGACAACCAAGAUUAUAUGACUGGGACUACAGAUGGAUGUCGUUCCCAUCACACGCUAGAUAUUAUAAGCAUCCAAAUGAUCUGUCUCUGGCAACAUACAGGGGUCAUUCAGUUCUGCGGACACUUAUCCGCUGCUACUUCUCUCCAAUGCACAGCACGGGCCAGAGGUACAUAUACACUGGAUCAAGUGACGAUUCCGUGCAUAUUUACGAUGUGGUAACCGGGGCGACCGUCAAGAAGCUCUCAUGGCACGGUUCGAUCAUCAGAGACUGCACCUGGCAUCCUUACCGCCCAACGCUUGUAAGCUCUUCCUGGGACGGCUAUCUGGCCCGGUGGGAGGCAUCAGGCGACAACGAGGACCCCUCGGUGCUCACGUGCGACGAGCAGAGGACUAGCCCUUACGACCAGACAUACGGGCUCUCUUUUGCCCUGUAGUAAGUUGCAGAGGACCUGGCGUGACAAGCAGUGCUGAGGCGAGCUCGUGAUGAACCUUGAUGUUGGGUUGUGGCGGUUUAUCAUUGAUGUGCUUAUAUGGCAGUAUAAGCACAAGCAGUUAUGCAUUGUAUGUCUGAGGCAACUUGUGCUCCUCUUGCUGUCACUGAUAGAAAAUAGUGAUGUAAACAAGAUGUAGCCGUUGCUUUUGUAAAUUUGUUUGCAGUUGAUCAGGUGGUGUCAGUGACAAAUUCAUAUGUAACUAUGCAAGUUUUUUUUUUGUUGUUGUUGAGAGAAUUGUAACUAUGCAAGUUAAUAAUGCAUGUGCAUUCUGUUGCCGUA
Messenger RNA from Aegilops tauschii subsp. strangulata, 1928 nucleotides. The record is from RefSeq and is a predicted model, not a curated record. NCBI's taxonomy places the organism in Eukaryota, Viridiplantae, Streptophyta, Magnoliopsida, Poales, Poaceae.